UGACGAAAUUUACGCUGUUCCGGGUGCAUGCAGCGGCGUCAGAGCAGGAAUGAAAACAGAAAGCUCAUUUCUAUGUCUGCUCCCACUUUACUCCCUCUGUAUCCUUCCCCCUGAAACUUUUAAUACAACAAAUCCAAGUUAACCUCCACGUGUCGAGACGCGAUGCUACAGUUAGCUUCCUACACACCUGUGAGCAGCUGUUAGUUUUGCAGGAGUUAAGAUGAUUCAGAGGGACGGUGAACGGAGGUGAGCAGGUAUGGGCUCCGUCCGCUGGGCUUUCCGCUGCGGGUCGUGGACGCCGAGCAGGUCCGACUGGUUGUUCGCCGCUCGGUGCGUCCAGCGGGAAGAGAAGGACAGGAUCGGACAGUUUGUUUUCGCUAAGGAUGCAAAGUCAGCGAUGGCUGGCCGGUUGUUGCUCAGGAAGUUUGUGUGUGAGAGGAUGGGAAUCCCCUGGUCUCAGAUCAGAUUAGAGCGAUCCCCCCGAGGGAAACCAUAUCUGGUUGCCCCACUCCAGGUCACCACAAGUUCGGAUCCAUCCUGGAGUUUCAACCUCUCCCACCAAGGCGAUUACGCUGUGCUUGCUGCACAGCAGGAGUUGCAGGUUGGAGUAGAUGUGAUGAAGACCACAAUGCCAGGCAGCAGCUCCGUCCCGGAGUUUUUCCGCAUCAUGACUCGUCAGUUUACUGCGCACGAGUGGAGCACUAUCCAAUCAGCCGACUCGGAGCACCAGCAACUUGCCGCGUUCUACCGCCAUUGGACCCUGAAGGAGAGCUUCAUCAAGGCCAUCGGCACAGGUCUGGGUUUCAACCUGCAGAGGAUGGAGUUUCACCCAUCACCCGAACCACUCACACAGGGCUCGGUGCUGCGCCAGACCAAGAUGCAUCUUGAUGAGGAACCAGAGGAGGAGUGGAUAUUUGAAGAGAGCCUGCUGGAUGCUGACCAUCAUGUGGCGGUUGCGCUCGGACCAGCAAACAAGGCGGUCUCUGCACCUCUUCCUCCUCCCGCCACCUUCACGCUGCUGUCGUUCAGUGAGCUCAUCGCCUCGGCCUCGCCGCUGACAGAAGAGGAUCCUGCCUACUGGGAAGGUUUCAGAAUGAAGGCCGAGGCUCCACAGAGACAGAGGGAUACACAGAUAUCCGGCUGACAACAUGUCUCACUCUGACAUUCACCUGCCCAACACACACGAACCUUUCAAAGGUGCCAAAGAGGAAACACUGACAUUGAAGCUGCUUUCUUAUUCAACAUAAGUCCAGUCAAGUGCUGUCAAGUUUCUUUACAGACUUAAAAAUCUAAAGUUUGCCUCCAAGGAAUCUAACUUUAGAACUUUGCUGAAGAAAAGAAAUCUUUUAACUCACAGAAGCUGUUCAACUUUUUAAGCAACUUGGAUAUACUCUGUAUUUUUCUUCCUUUUUGCCAUGGCAGUAUGUUUUUCAGUUUAAUGAAGCUCUUAUUUAAAAAGCCAAGUUAAAAAUAAUACUGAGCCUUAUUGAUAUUGGUAGGAUAAGCAUAAGAUAAAUGCCUGAACCUCUUUGAAAAUCUCGACUAAGUAAAAACAUGGUGUAGAACACACAGUUGCUUUGCUGUCAGCUCGAGCUCAACUUCAGAGAUAAAAUAUAGACUUUACCAUCUCAGCAUGAUGUACUGAGUUGUUUCUCCAAGUUGGUAUUGUUUUUAUUAAAUAUAUUAAUUUCUUGUCUUUUCCGUGGAUGUCAAUUUAUCUCCAUUUGUCAAAAACAACAUUGUCAUGCCCUGGAAUGCUUUUACAGUGCAAAAUGACAAAAGUAAACUUAUUUUACCAGGAAAUACAAAGCUUCGAAGUGGAAACCAGUUUGUAUUAAAUACAGAGAGUGAUGCAGACAGCCUUAAAUAAGACUGUCUGUAUAAUGAUGUAUAAACUUUCAGUAGAAAAAUAAAAAAGACACUUCAGCCUUUU
Molecule: messenger RNA, 1933 nt
Organism: Girardinichthys multiradiatus
Lineage: Eukaryota; Metazoa; Chordata; Actinopteri; Cyprinodontiformes; Goodeidae
Gene: aasdhppt
Product: aminoadipate-semialdehyde dehydrogenase-phosphopantetheinyl transferase
Exons: 7
Coding region: 257-1144 (295 amino acids)
Cellular component (GO): cytosol
Molecular function (GO): magnesium ion binding; holo-[acyl-carrier-protein] synthase activity
Source: RefSeq, a predicted model, not a curated record